AUGGCUAGUUGGCAGAAAGAUGCUCGUUUGGUGAAACUAAUCCAGAAAUUGGUAUCCAAGCAGGGUGACAAUAUAGGUUGUGGCAUGAUACCCCCAACAGGAGGGCAUUCAGGAAUUGAUCACACAUAUAGGAGGAUUGCAGCCUUAUUUUAUUGGAAAGGAUUGAAGGAAGUGGUGGCAGAUUAUGUCAAAAAAUGUGCCAUCUGUCAGAAAAAUAAGUAUGACUCUGCUGCCUACCCGGGGUUGCUUAAACCUCUCAACACUCCUGUUACUGCUUUGAGUAGCAUUAGCAUGGACUUUAUUGAAGGCCUUCCAAAGUCUAAAGGGGAUACUGUUAUAUGGGUCGUUGACCGGCUAACCAAAUAUGCUCACUUCCUAGCUAUCUCCCAUCCUUAUUCAGUAGCUGAUAUAGCUAAGAUGUUCAUGAAGCAAAUUUUCAAAUUGCAUGGUGCUAGUGUUCUGAUUCACCUUCUGAUUGGGCCCAAUUCCUUUCUUAUGUCCUCACGACCUGGUGGUCGGCUUUUCACACUUUUACUCAAAACCACUCCAUAUGAAGCCCUUUAUGGUCAGCCACAUCCUUUACACUUUUCAUAUGUUCCUGGGGAUUCCGAGCUACCUGAAGUAGAUAGGGGCAUGGUGACUAGAGAAUUCAAGUUGCAAUUGCUUAAAUACCAUCUAGACAGAUCACAGCAGAGAAUGAAGAUGCAAUCCAAUAAGAGAAGAACCGAUAGGCAAUUUAGUGUGGGGGAUUGGGUGUAUCUGAAAAUUCAGCCUCAUAGACAGGUGACUAUGGUUGCUCAUCACUUCAGCAAGCUAUCUUCUAAGUACUAUAGUCCCUACAUGGUCAUCCAGAAAGUGGGACUUGUUACCUACAAGUUAUCCUUACCAGUUGACUUGCUCCUUCACCCUACUUUUCAUGUUUCAGUGCUCAAACCAUGCUUUGCAGUUCCAGCUCAAAUCUCGCAUCCACCAGUGCUGAACAUUUCGAGUCCAUAUUGUCCAAAAUCAGUCAAGAUUUUAGACAGGAGAAUGGUUCAAAAGGGUAACAAAGUUGUGGUUCAACUGCUCAUCCAAUGGGAACACCUUGAUGAAGCUCAGGCUACCUGGGAAGAUGCUAAUGCUCUGAGAGUUUGA
This is a messenger RNA of Nicotiana tabacum (common tobacco), 1134 nucleotides long. RefSeq lists its product as uncharacterized. NCBI's taxonomy places the organism in Eukaryota, Viridiplantae, Streptophyta, Magnoliopsida, Solanales, Solanaceae. The record is from RefSeq and is a predicted model, not a curated record.